AUGGUGCAAAAGGAAUCGAAUGUAUGUAGUCACUGCACUUAUUGCAAUACACCCGGUCGGGUACGCUGUAGUAUGUGCCGACGCAACAUUCGCAAACGCCCACACGAUACAUCAAAUGAUGCAUUGUCUUCACCGAGUCCAUUAAAACCAUCAGAGGAGAACGUGAAUGGGCAUCUGAUAAAAGGUGUUGUACAGACACUCUUUUCCACUGCUGCUGGUACACCUGUUGUUGUAUCAGAGUCAUCCAUUCAGGCAGCACGGAUGAGAUUAGAAGGGAAGUCUGCUACCACAGAGGUAUCACCUGCACAAGAAAGCGGGCACAGCGUACAGACACUCUUUUCUACUGCUUCUGGUACACCUGUUGUUGUAUCAGAGUCAUCCAUUCAGGCAGCGCGGAUGAGAUUAGAUGGUGGCGUUGAAAAGGUGGCGUCCAUUUCUACUGAGAACAGUACUGUUGCUUUAAGUGUGAGUUGCGUUGGAGGUGCUGACGGUGGUGCUGCAACCCCUCAUCUACCCGCACCAGCGGCAGAAGCAGUUGAAGCAAGAGCAUCACUGAGUAAGGGAUCUUUUGUAGUUCCUUUAGCCCGUGGUCCGCGUGAGCGGUCUUCAGGGGUUUUAAGUUCUACAGUAAUUCCAUCUAAGAAAAAAUCUCUGAGGGCAAUAUCAUAUGAUAUUUUCAGAUUUUCUUCAUUGGCGAUGUCAGCGCUUCCGACAGCAGAAGAUAUUGUACAAGAGAGGUUUGCUUUUAAACGUGAGGGGUGUUCACCUGAGCUUGUGCGAAUAUUAGGAUUAUCUACUACGGAUAUUACAGUUUCACCAAACUGUUUUUAUACAGCAUUGUUGGAACUUGGAGGAACUGUAACUGGGAUUGAUGUCUGUUUAGAAGAUUGGUGUCAGCAGAUGCUAAAGUCCACAUUGUUAAAGUUACGGGGUCUUUCACUUCGUUGCAAUCCACCAUUGGCAGUGUUUUCUGUUUCUCACAGUCUUCUCUGUAUAUGCUUUAAAUAUAAUCGGGAGUUUGUACAAGCUGAACGACCAGCGUUGCGCAUUGUUACUGAGGGGGACGUUCCAGCAUCAUCCUUAAUGGUUGUAACUAUUGUUUCUCUUUCAUUAGAGGAACGUCUUGCGCCUCACACUUCUGUGGGUGUCAUCUCUGAUGGUUGUUAUGAGAUUAAGGUUGCUCUAGAUGUUCCACUAACAAACUUAGUACGAGAAGGUAUUCUUCGUCGCGGGCAGAAAAUCCUUAUAUGUGGGGCCAAAAUGCUUGUAAAGAAAUUUUGUUCCCCUCUGGAAUGUCGGGAUGAUGUGGUGCUUUCGAUUAACUACAACUGUACACGACCGGUGGAUGCAGAUUCUGCUCUUGGGCUGUAUAAUGCUAAUCCACCUAUAUUUUCAUCUGCUUCUGUGCAUCCACUUGGUGGACUUGUUCCAUCACUCCGUGGUACAGUCGAACGUUUAUUGCCAACUAUCUUCAUUGAACAGAGUAUUAACCGUCGUGGAGUUGCGAAUAACGGUACAAGGGUGAUAAGAAAUCUCCUUGCCCAGCAGAAAUCACUCGAGUUGGUUACACGACAAAUGACAGAAGCUACACCAGGAAGUGAAGUAAGAGAAACAUCAGGGACUUCAGAGGAUGCAACAAGCAGUCGACGACUCGUUCGUGUCUCAUCUCUUCUGUUAACAUGCGAUACCAAAGAGGAUGUAUUGUUACAAUUAUGGGAAGACGUUGGUGAUGGUUGCUUUGCAAAUGUGUUGGACGAUGUCGCUACGGAGUUCCCUGCAGAAGGCACUGUGAUUCUUGUAUUUGCUGUCACACCAUCCCGUAGUCGACCAUCGCAUCCGUUCCGAAACGCCAAGGUACUCUACACACGUGGUAGGUUGGAGUACAGACAAUUAUCUACAGUGAGUGGAUUCUCACGUCAGCUACAACAAAGUGCGGAAGAUAUUGACUCCACCACCCCCGCAGGUGCGCCUAUGGACUUUGCUGCUUUUUUUGUGUCCUCUACAAAAACAGACUCAGUGAUAUCGUAUGUUUUUGCUCUGGUAGAUGUUACACGACAGAAAGCUCCUUCAUACUUUCUUAUGGAUGUACCAUGUGCGACACCAGUAAAAGAGAUUAUUAUCUCGAUGCCUGCAACAUCAUUUACACCUGUAGUUGUGCAGAACGCUUCAUUCAUUCGCCGAGCGGAUGUUGAUUUGGGUUCAGACUCUCUGCAUGUCUUGGCAAAUGAGUAUACUCGAGUUCUACAAAGACCUGCAGCUCCAGGAUUGCGCGCCGCUGUUGCUGUCCUUGAAGACUGCCGUGAGAAGGUGAAAAGUAUGGACAGUGUGUCUGCCCGUGCAGUGGAACUACUUCGCCUACGACAACUGAGUGAUGAAGCGCGAAGUGGUGUACGCCACUUCUCAUCAGAGCUUAGCGCUAGUGAAAUUCCUUUAAUGGUAGAAACAGGAGCUCCUUCACGUGUACCGUAUUAUAUGCGGAGCGAUGCACGAGGUUCUGUUUCAAAAGGUGUUUCCAUUCCUUCAUCGAUUGUUAGACCUCAGGUGAGUCAUGAACAGAAAGCCGUUAUUGAAAGUGAACAGAAAUCUGUGAUAAUGAAUAAAGAUAAAGAUAUUAUGCUGACUAAAUUAUAUAAACGCAAUGGUAAAUCUCAUUUUUUUGGUAAUAUUCUGAGGAUGCGGAUGGUAAGAUGUUUCGGUUCUGAAAAACGUGAAUGCAUCAAUCUUUUUACAGAACUAGAUUCUAGUAGUACUACUGCUUCUAAUGAGAUUAAACAGAGCGUACCACAAGAGGAGCUUGUCCCUGAUUCUACUUACUUUGAAAUUGACAUUCAAUUCACUGCUGAAGUUCAGCAUCAGGUAACUGUUACAAUCAGAAAUCCCUCUGUACUGAAUGCGAUAUUGGAGGAGCGGGUAGCUGUCCGAAGUGCUUGCGCCUUGGUAGUAGAUGAAGGGCAAGUUGAUUACUUUGUGAUGCGAAAUAAGCUGCUUGAAGGAUGGCAAUAUAAACCCGAGGAGAGUUGGUGGUGGCUUCUUUCUCUUUCAUGUGUGACUAAUGGAGAACAAGUUCAAUCAAAUACAAUGUUAGCCAUGAUGGUAUGGCUUAGGAGUGAGUGGGAACAGCUGCUUGACAUGUUGGCUGCUGGUGUAAGGGACAGUCUCUACGCGUUUACUAUAAACGCUACAGAAAACGUAACUCGUGUGGUGUUUAUAAAAGAAAAUUGCUCUCUCACAGAUCUUAUGAGUGAAUAG
Molecule: messenger RNA, 3249 nt
Organism: Trypanosoma theileri
Lineage: Eukaryota; Euglenozoa; Kinetoplastea; Trypanosomatida; Trypanosomatidae
Product: DNA repair protein BRCA2
Exons: 1
Coding region: 1-3249 (1082 amino acids)
Biological process (GO): regulation of DNA-templated transcription; double-strand break repair via homologous recombination
Source: RefSeq, a predicted model, not a curated record